Molecule: messenger RNA, 2380 nt
Organism: Hydractinia symbiolongicarpus
Lineage: Eukaryota; Metazoa; Cnidaria; Hydrozoa; Anthoathecata; Hydractiniidae
Exons: 2
Coding region: 897-1535 (212 amino acids)
Biological process (GO): intracellular protein transport; vesicle-mediated transport
Cellular component (GO): cytoplasm
Molecular function (GO): GTPase activity; GTP binding
Source: RefSeq, a predicted model, not a curated record
CAAUGUGUAGAGUAGCUAUAAUUUCUGUCUUUCCAUCGCGAAAAUGUUUUUCAGAUAAGAGUUGUUUUAUCGCUUUGUGUUUCCUUUAUAUUACUUUAUUUCAUUAUUAGUACAUUUUAGUGGAAGGUGGCUCACAUAUUAAAAAAAAAUACAUCAGGAUAAGAGCACGUGUUUCAAUGUUGUGGUGAUUAAUUCGGUUUUCUUCAUUGUGAUUUGUGUUGUGUAAAUAUCACGUCCGCAUACUUGUGCCUCACUUAUACAGAUUAACUCGAUCAUCCAUGUUCUUUAUCUGUGACGUUAAGAAUAGGGAGAGGGGUGGAAAUUGAAAGUCCAUAUGACGACGUUUGGUGCAUAUUUUUCAAUUUGUUGUCAUCACUCCGUCAAUCAAUUUUCUUUUUUUUUGUCAUACAGUUUUGCCUAUGUACUUUUGUUUUAUUUUUUGUUGUUGUUAGGAGCCGUAUCUUCUUACUGAAUAAAGUGUUAUCAAGAUUGUAAAACGUGUGUCCAAACUCGAACACAUGCUGUUACAACGCACCAGUUAUUCACAGCAAUCAUAAAAUUUUAAUUUUAUAUUGUAUAAAUAUACUUGAAAAAAAACACAGAAAAUCUAAGUUUGGGUUAACUCAAUUAAAAAGAAUAAAUUAUUUAUUUAUUUUAACUCGAAGAAAGAGGAAAAAAGGUGAAGAUGAACUUGUGUGUUCUUAAAAAUGUGUGUGAUCAUAGAAGAUGAAACAGCGUAACAGAAAAAAUUGUGUUGUGAGAGCUAUGGUGUGAAAUACAAAAAUAUUAAAAAAAACCUACACAUCAACAGUCGCCACAAUAAACAUUUAUCUCCACAAGAGUCCGUUAUCUCCGUAAAAUUCCAACAUCAAUGCUGCAACACUUUCUCGUACACCAUGGGUAACACUUUAUUAUUUCUCAACAAUAAUCUCAACAACGUUUUCUCUAAGAAAAUGCAAGUUGCUAUCAUUGGAUUGGAUGGUGCUGGAAAAACAACAAUAUUAUACAGACUCAAACUAAACGAAAACGUUCACACAACAGUACCAACAGCAGCAUUUAACGUAGAUACUGUUCGAUUUAAAAACUUAAAAUUCUUAGUCUGGGACACUGCAGGGACUGCUGAUUUACGACCGUUAUGGAAAGCAUACAUACGAAAAGCCGACGGUAUAGUUUUCGUGGUUGAUAGUGCGGACACGAAAAGAUUUGAUGAAGCGAAAAUAGAACUCGACGAAAUCCUAGCCUCUAGAGAAUCUCAAGGAGUGCCGUUGAUAAUUUUAGCUAAUAAACAAGACAGGAAAGACGCUGUUUCUCCUAUUUACCUUUCACACGAGCUUGAACUUGAUGGUCUCGAUUAUUCAGUAAACUGGCAUUUACAUCCUACAGCGGGUCGAUAUGGUGACGGUUUACAUGAUGCUAUGAUUCAACUAGCUAAAAUGGUGGACGAAAAUAAGAAAGGUCACAAGCGAUCGAGAUCGGAAACAACGAAUAUUGGAACAGCUAGUUUUGAAACGAUCGAACAUUCAAAGUUUAUUUAGCAACAACUGACGGAAAUAUAGCAAGCCCAACAGCAACCUCAUUCCUAUAACUUUUUGGCUCUCACCGGCGCUGCGCUUAUUGGCAGAUCUGACGAAAAAGUUCAUCUCGCCGUCAGAAAGGAGCAACAGGUACUGAGAUCGAGGUUGGCAGUAAUUGAAUAAUUGAAAGCCGUAUUCACAGUUGACGCUUAGCAACAGUUUUUUGCAUGGAUCAGCAAAUAAUAGAUUGCUGUUUCGAAGAAAGGGUCUAGGUAAUAAAUUAAAAUGGAUUUAAUAAAGAUAACUAUAACAGAAUUGCAAUUAACUUGACUAACUAAGAUUACAAGAAACAAAAGGACAGGUUGAGUUGAAUCAGAAGAAGUUUUGAAAUACGUGCCUUGAAGGUCUUGAACGAGAAUGUGAAAGAAAAGUUAAUAUAUUGUUAGAACUUUAGGAAGUCUUAUUGAAAGAAAAAACUUUUAAAAUAAAAAUAAAAUUUGCUCAGGAUUUUCUUUUUUAUACUCACUCUAACCUCCGCAGGCCUCUAAUCAUGUUUGUUGGGAGCAGUCAUUGGUUAAACAAUAGAUGUAAUGACCGAUGAGAACGAAUAGAAGGAAACAACAUGAGAAAGGAAUUAUAGAUUGAUGCAAAAGUAACAUAAGGUGCUGGCUAAUCAUACAAUUUUAAAUUACCAUUUGGCUUCUUUACUUUUAAUUUUAUAUCACUUUUUCAUUAAAAAUGGCACACUUUUGCUUUAGCUGGAAAAUGCUUCAUAAAGUGCUAAUACCUCUUCGACUCGUUAAGGAUGAGGCAGGAUGUUGCAUUUUCGGGACAAGGGGCUUUUUUGAAUUUAGAAACGUUUAUAU